AUAUUGGAUCCACAUCGAAUUUGUUUAGUGCUAUUGGCGUUACAGUCCACUUCGCUUUUUGAUUUUAGGAAUGAUUGUUUUCAAGGAUCUGAUAUCAGGAGAUGAGCUGUUUUCAGAAGGUCACAAGCCCAAAUUAGUAGAUGAUGUUAUUUACGAAGUCGAUUCUGAGUUUCAAUUUGUAUCAAAUGGAGUAGAUGAUAGACUUAUCGGUGCCAACCCUUCAGGCGAAGGUGAUGAUGACGAAGUAUGUGAAACGAAAGAAAGGGUUAUCGGCUUAGUUCACGGAAGUCGACUGGUUCCUUGUCCUAGCUUUAAAGAACAUUACAAAUCACAUCUUAAGAGCUACUUGAAGGCUAUUAAAACACAUUUACAAGAAAAGAAUCCAGCUCGGGUAGAAAUAUUUGAAAACGGGAUCAAGACAUACAUGCGAGAUGUUUUCAAAAACAUCGAUGAUUAUGAGUUCUACAUGGGUGAGACAUGUAAUUCUCAAGGCAUGGUAGUAUUGAUGAACUUCCGAAGUGAUGGGAUGACACCUUACUUCGUUUUUUUCAAGGAUGGCUUAGUUGAGGAGAAAUAUUUUAUUUCACUAGAUUCUACUUGAAUAAUAUCUUGGAACUGUAAAAUUUCCGAUUACUGCUAAUACUUUCACUAUUUCUAUUACCAUGGAAUUUGAAUUCACAAUUAUAUCUCUGUGGUAAUGUGGAAUGACAACAGUAACUGAUGUACGUAUGUAUGAGGCUCUGCGUUGCUGUUGAUUGAUUGAUUGAUUGGUAUGCAGAAGUAAAAACGGGAAAUAUUAGCUGGUGAUUUAUAAUUUCUUCCUUUAAUUAAGUAUCUUAAAUAAACAACGCAUAUUUAUUUACCAUGUUGAUUAUAUAUACUUAUGUGUUGUGUGUUUUCACAUGAUUAAAUGGAACCUCCAGGAAAACUUGGAUGUUUUGGAUGUGUGCAUGAAGAAAAACGAACACUAUUUUGAAGAGGAUAGGUAAGGUAAAAUUGGUUAGAUCAGUUAAGCUUAUCCAAACAUCAGUAUUUUAAUGAAAAGUUAACCAAGUACUUAAAGUCAGGUAAUUCUACUUAUAUAUAUUCAACCCAGACAAAAAUGGAAAACCAAAUUUUCUCUACAGGUCAUGACUAUUAAGAAGUG
Molecule: messenger RNA, 1147 nt
Organism: Schistosoma turkestanicum
Lineage: Eukaryota; Metazoa; Platyhelminthes; Trematoda; Strigeidida; Schistosomatidae
Source: the annotation of a GenBank genome assembly